Messenger RNA from Branchiostoma floridae (Florida lancelet), 2928 nucleotides. RefSeq lists its product as uncharacterized. Bases 20 to 2770 code for a protein of 916 amino acids. The transcript has 10 exons. NCBI's taxonomy places the organism in Eukaryota, Metazoa, Chordata, Leptocardii, Amphioxiformes, Branchiostomatidae. The record is from RefSeq and is a predicted model, not a curated record.
GUAUAGUAUACGCGUAGUCAUGGAUAACACUUGGGCUGUCGUUGAGUGGAAGGUGGACAACACGUUCACCGCCAUCCCUGUGACGUACAUACCGGAUUACGAUCCAAAAGUAGGGAUGGCUAAGUACACCAAGACACUUGCCAAGUGGGAGGGUGAUCUUCUCGAAGCCACUCUGAUUUUCACAGGUAAGAAUAUCUUUUACUUACAUUUGGCCUGGAAGCGUCUCUUUCCUUCAAUCGUUAUGUCCUCGUUACCUCCAGCAACUUUCAAUAACCGCUGCAACUUGAUUUGUCCGGGACUAACUUCCAUGUCAAAUUUGAUGGGUCCUGACGGGACUUUUGCGAGAUCGGUUUUUAGAGAUACGACGACUCGUCUUAUCCGUUGCUUUGCAGAAAGAUGUGAGAAAGGGAAGAUAAAAAUCAUUGCAAUAAUUGUUUCAGGGACGAAGAAGGCGAUGGAGGAUCUUGCUGCAGAAAACUCUGCAAUCACGGACAAAGCGUCAAAAUCCAGUGUCCCUGGAUCCAGGAAGAGGACGCCUUCUAGAAAGAAGAUGGAGGCGGACCAAAGCGGAGCGGCUAGCAGUGAUGAUGAGCCAUGCCCAAAGAAGGGAAAGCCCAAGAAGAACAAAGAGGAGAGCAGCUCCAAGGAGGGCAAAGGGGACAAAGAGACGAAAGGGAAACGGAAAAAUGGGAGUCCCAGAGAAAACAGUGGCAAGGGAAAGAACGAAACAGCCGAGGAAGACAAAAGGCGCAAGAAGGCGCAGGCAGAAUCUGGCAUCGAGGCCACGAUGUCCAUCAUUGCAGAGAUGGCCGAAGACAAAGGUGACGAGGUUGUGGUAGUCGAGCCGUCUCAGGAGAGCUCCAAGGAGCCAUCCACUAAGAACACCAAGGAGACAUCCACUAAGAACACCAAGGAGACAUCCACUAAGAACACCAAGGAGACAUCCACUAAGAACACCAAGGAGACAUCCACUAAGAACACCAAGGAGCCAUCCACUAAGAACACCAAGGAGACAUCCACUAAGAACACCAAGGAGACAUCCACUAAGAACACCAAGGAGACAUCCACUAAGAACACCAAGGAGACAUCCACUAAGAACACCAAGGAGACAUCCACUAAGAACACCAAGGAGACAUCCACCCAGACCACAGCGUCCACCAACACCAAGGAGACAUCCGCCAAAUCCCCCGGAGCUCCACUUACAGCUGAGAGUAUCCAGGAUAUCGUUAUGGGGUGUCUGGUACCUGUACUGGACGCCCUAAAAGGCCAGGAUGAAAAGGUGGAAAACCUGGGGGAAAAUGUGGACUGUAUGAUGAACCUUCUGAAGAGAGGAAAGCAUCCGAAAAUCCCCAGCACAGCGUCUACAGAGUUUACACCACCUGCUACAACGAAACACCGACUACCAUCAUCUUCCUCCGCCCUGGACACAGGCUUCAGUGGGACCCUCAUAAAGGAUGCCAUGGAGGCUGUGAUUUCGGGCGAGUUCGACUUCACAUCUCUUGGGGACGUGGCCGACCUUACCUCUCUGGGGGACAAGGUCGACCUUUCCCCUCCGGGGGACGGGGACGGGGGCUCUCUGGGGGAUGGGGUUGAUCUAAUCUCUCUGGGGGGUGAGGUCGGCUUCACCUCGCCGAUGACCCAGCACCACGUCAGCUCGCCGAAGGACGCCGGGAGCCACGUCAGCUCGCCGAAGGACGGGAGCCACGUCAGCUCGCCGAUGGCCCGGCACCACGUCAGGUCGCCGAUGGCCCGGCACCACGUCAGCUCGCCGAAGGACGGGAGCCACGUCAGCUCGCCGAUGGCCCGGCACCACGUCAGGUCGCCGAAGGACGAGAGCCACGUCAGCUCGCCGAUGGCCCAGCACGACGUCAGCUCGCCGAAGGACGGGAGCCACGUCAGCUCGCCGAUGGCCCAGCACGACGUCAGCUCGCCGAAGGACGGGAGCCACGUCAGCUCGCCGAUGGCCCAGCACGACGUCAGCUCGCCGAAGGACGGGAGCCACGUCAGCUCGCCGAUGGCCCGGCACCACGUCAGCUCGCCGAAGGACGGGAGCCACGUCAGCUCACCGAUGGCCCAGCACGACGUCAGCUCGCCGAAGGACGGGAGCCACGUCAGCUCGCCGAAGGACGGGAGCAACGUCAGCUCGCCGAUGGCCCGGCACCACGUCAGGUCGCCGAAGGACGGGAGCCACGUCAGCUCGCCGAUGGCCCGGCACCACGUCAGGUCGCCGACGAACGGGAGCCGCGUCACCUCGUCGACGGCCCGGCUCCACGUCACCUCGCCAACGGACGGGAGCAGGGGCGGCGGCGUCACCCCUCCCAGAGAUGGAGGAGUCCUCAACACCCAGGGGGGCGGGGGUGACCCUACAUCUCAGGCUCAAGUCAAAAAAGUGGCCAUUGGGCAAGUCUGGAGGAAGGUAGAAAUACCGGAACUCCUCAACGAGAUACUUGUAGGCAAGUCGCUGAAGGGGGCGAUCAGCAGCCUAAUGGAUGCCCUAUUCACGACCGAUGAAAUGGUACACAGUUCAUACGAAGCCAAUGAGAGGUACAAGCUCAAACAAUUGGAUCAUAACAGGAUGGCGGCAAUGCGGGAACACCUUGCGACCAUCAAACCCGAUGAGGUUAGCCGGCCAGACAACCCGACGUUUGUGCGCACAUUAAAGAAAACGGUGCAGAACAAGUGCAAAUCUGUGAGAAACCAUGAGCUUGAAAAGGAAAAGGCAAGGGCUAUGGAAAAGAGCGCUUCUACAUCUUCUGCUACCGAGAACUAGCGAUAGCCUGCCCCACCCUGUCCAGCAUGGUAGGAGUUCACCUCACAGGGAACCGUGGUACAUUCCAACAAGGAGGUUGAAAGAGCAAGGCAUGCAUAAAUGCAUAUUUUCAUUAUACAGCUGGAUUAAACUCCGAUACACUUCGGAACCAACCCAAA